Messenger RNA from Lizanozyma spartinae, 3426 nucleotides. RefSeq names its product Aro80p (gene ARO80). The transcript has a single exon. Gene Ontology annotation, biological process: positive regulation of transcription by RNA polymerase II; aromatic amino acid catabolic process; DNA-templated transcription. Gene Ontology annotation, molecular function: zinc ion binding; DNA binding; DNA-binding transcription factor activity, RNA polymerase II-specific. Bases 1 to 3426 code for a protein of 1141 amino acids. Gene Ontology annotation, cellular component: nucleus. The record is from RefSeq and is a predicted model, not a curated record. Lineage: Eukaryota; Fungi; Ascomycota; Pichiomycetes; Serinales; Debaryomycetaceae.
AUGACUAACGCCGUGGCAUUCUCUGCUACCGACCCGGGCAAGUUCAAACGCGCUUACAGAGCGUGUCUCAACUGCCGUUUACGGAAGGUCAAAUGUGACUUAGGUCCUGCGGACUCUCCUCGACAGGGCAAGUGUGCCCGAUGUCUUCGGGAACGAAAGGACUGUGUGUUCAUAGAGAGGAAACGGAGUCACAUGGAAACCGGGUCUGAGAUUGUGACUACGCCGGUGAAGCCAUUGACAGGGACCAGAGUGAUUCUGAGAGAUUCUGUUGAUGGUGGAGGUAAGAUGCAACUGGUUGCAGCCAGUAGCAGUCUUCGGUACAACAACAACAACAAUAAUAUCAAUACCGGAGGCGGCAAGCUAGCGGUGUCUCAGAUGUUGAACCAUGAAGGACAGGAAGAAAGAGACGCAGUCGAAAAGACAAGAGGAAGCAUCAGUGGAGGUGGUACUGGCAAUGACGAGGGUAGCACCGGAGGAGAAGAGCCUGAGUUUACAAGUCACAUGGGAGGAGCCCUUGCGUUCUUAGCGAAUGCUGCUGGAUCCAUGGCAUCGGCAGACGAGAGAGAUAACAUUGAUGCCAAAGAAAGAGCGUUACAGAUAGAACAGAUAGACCGUAGUUCAUCGCAGACUCCAUCACAAAGGGAAGGAGCAGCCGAAACCACUACAGGUAAUGUUGAUGAUGGUAAUGUUGAUAACAAUAAUAUUAACAAUGAUAAUUUUGUUGGGACCGGUUCAGGAUUAGGAUCUGGAGGUGGAUCUGGAUCUGGAUCUGGAUCUGGCUCCUGCUCAGGAUCUGGAUCUAGAACAGGGUCUAGAACAGGAUCACAAUCUGAUCUUGGUGGUGACUCGUCCACUAACGGGAAGAAGCACUCUAUUCCUCCACUAUUAAACCAUCUUAAGCACGGUAGAAUGAUCAUGCCACCAGCAGAGUCGAUUUUCGCUACCAGACCCAAAGCUGCCGAUAGUUUAGGGAACAUUGAAUACAUUGGACCUCUUUCUGAAGGGGGGAUCCUUACGGUUGAAGAAGCGCAACGACUCAUUAAUCUUUUCUUUACCACGAUGCAUCCAUUCUUCCCUCAUUUACCGAUCUUCCUCCGGAACCCAGACAUUCUUCCUCAAUAUCCCAUCUUACUCUGUGCCAUUAUCACCAUCGCUUCACGGUAUCACCCGUUUGAGAACAACGUGGGCAACUCUCUGAUCCCCAGACACAUCGAAGUCCACGACAGACUUUGGCUCUAUGUCCAGAGAUUGAUUUCACAGACUGUGUGGGCCGAAGCCAGUACGCGGUCGAUCGGCACGGUAUUUGCGUUCCUUCUCUUCACCGAGUGGAACCCCAGAGCCAUUCACUGGCGUUGGGCAGACUAUGCUAACAAGGCAGAAGACGAGGGCAGUAGUAAUAGUACAACAGCCUCCACGAUCACCAAUACGGAGAAACCUCGUGGUAAUAGCGGUGGUUCCAGUAAUGCAUCCAAUCAUUACGAGCAAAACUUGGCGGGGUUUGGGGCCAUGAGAAGAUCAGACAGAAUGGGCUGGAUGCUUAUUGGAUCUGCGGUCCGUUUGGCUCAGGAUAUGGGCUUUAUGGACGUCUCGGCCAAAACGUUCCUUGCUACGCACAUCGCUGAGAUCAACUCAGUCAUGAACAUCAGUCGACGGUCGAUGUUGGCUCAGUCGUUACUGGAGAUCGAGGUUGAUGAUGAUGAUGAUGACGAAGAUGACAACGAUAUCGAUAACGAAGGAGCCUCCAAAGACGCUUCUUUAUUUGACAAUGAUAAUGAAGACAAUUAUUCAGGCCACAAGCGGAAACGGAAGAGCAAUAGCAGCAAAUAUGUUGAGGAAGACUUUGAUUCGAAAGUGUUCACGCUAACUGAAGAAGCCAUGAGAAGAUUUGCGGCAGAGAACACCAUCAAGUUCACCAAACCCCAAAGAGCUCAAAUAGAAUUGCUUCAAAUCAUGUCGUUAGGUCACGAAUCUCUCUAUGGGUACAAGGCUCGUUUAGGGGAAUUAACCCAACGUCAAAGUCUUUCGGUGUUGAGCAUUUUAAGUCCAUUGAUAAGUUCAUGGGGUCGGAAAUAUCGUCUGCUUUUAGUUCCCAUUACUCCCAAGUUCCAAAAGUACUCUCAAUCGGUGCUUCAGAAGAGUCUUCUCGACCAGAACUCCAAGGUUGCCGUCCAGCUACAGGAUGCCCUACUUCGGGAGUCAUUUAUCUUUGAGUACAACUAUUUGAAGUUGUACAUUUAUUCGUUGGCCCUAAGUCCGACAAAAGUUGAUUCUAACCCCACCACUGCCACCACUAGCCACAACAAUAGCGACGGAGAUAAUAAUAGUAAUGCGACCACGACCAAUGGUACUUCUUCUAAACGACGCAAGAAGACGGUUUCUAAGUAUUUGAAGUUGGAAGAAAUGGCUAAUUCCACCAAAUACAUAGAGCAAGCUUUCAAUGCAGCCAGUGAGAUGCUUAACGUGGCCAACAGGGUCCACAGAUUGAAGCUACUCCGGUAUAUGCCGACUCGAUGGCUUACGAGAAUCGUCAGAGCCAUUGCGUUCAUCGUUAAAUGCUACAUGACAAUCACAGCUCAUAAGAAGUCAAACAACAGCCAGAACCAGCAAAUGGCCUUUGAUGUCACAGUAUUGUCAUUAUCAUUGAUCACCAUAGAAGAGAUCAUGCACAGUAUCCAGAGAGCAGCGUUAUGUCUUCGUGAUUCUUCACCGGAUGAGCUACAUUUGUGCACCCGGUACUCCAACAUCUUGAUGUUCUUGUAUUCACAGAUGAAGUCCAAAUCAAAGUCAUUGGGUGUUAGUGUUGGUCCCGUCAGAACAACAGGGAAGCAGCAGCAGCAGCAGUCACCAUCCAGACCUCGCGAGAAUGAGCAUAUGUCGACGACGAGGACGACGACGAUGGCAACAGCCAACUCUGCAACACCACGUGUGAACGACGAGCUUCGUGGCCGCCACAGUUAUGGCAUGCCAACUGGUGCUUCAGGUUUCAACGUUGAGGGAACCAAUUUCUUCGACAGCAGUCAACAGCAACUGCCGCCUAUUCCACCUAUUGAAUAUGCAGCUCCUACAUAUCCCGAACAGUACGAGAUGUUUGAACCAAGCCCACAGCAGCAGCAAAUGCACCAACUGCAGCAAAUGCAACAACUACAGCAACCUGCUCAACUGCAGCAGCGGCAACAAGUGCAGCAACCUGCUCAACUGCAGGUGUUCAGCUUCCCUUCGUUAUUCGAUAGAGUUGAACCGGGUCCGUCCCACAGCACACUUCCUAGUGACGGGACCAACUCGCCGGUAUCGGGGAUGUUUGACGAACCAGUGAUGGAAUGGCUAAGAAAUGAACAUACUAUUGGGUUAGAAUUCGUAGGACCAUGGACAGAGAUGAUCGAACAACGGUUGGAUGCCAAUGAAACGUUUGCAUUUGGUGAGUUUUGA